AUGGUGCUUCAAAGAUUGGAGAUCUGCGUGCAGUUGAUGAAAUUGGCCGUCGAAUUCGUCAUGACGGUGGCUGAAUCAAUCGGCGUAGUUAUUCAUCAAAACGAAUCGCCGGCGGUGGUGACGACUAGCCGGUCUUUUGCUUCUCCGAUUCCCUUGGUUGGAAAAAGAAAUCCCAAGUCCAGCGACGGCAAAGCGACGACAACGAUAACGACAGCGACCCCGAGUUUGUUGUUGGAAGUCAAGGUUAUGCUCCCGAUAAAGGUGAUAUUCGGGGAUGUCACGGUUGCAAAAAGAUUUGAUCCGACCGAGCUGGCUCAUAUACCGAAGACUAGGCUUGGUGAAGGUACUCUAGGGACAUUGUUUAAGGUCGUCCUCGGGUGCGGUUUGGUCGUGACGAUUCGGAAGAUCCGAGAAGGGCUGACGGUGAGCGCCGUUGCACUUGAGAUGUGGGUCAAUUUCUUCGGAGGAAUGAAGGACGAUGGACUGUUGCUGCCUAUACAUUUCAGCUUUUGGUACGGCGGAGAGGCUUUCAUCUUGUAUGAGUAUUUGAUCUUGGGGAGUUUGGAAGAGCUUUUACAUGGCAGUGAAGGGAUUCAAUUCACUCCAUUGAAAUGGGGCAUCAGAAAAAGGAUAGCAUUAUACGCAGCCCAAGCAGUAGCUCUAAUCCACAGCCGAGUGACUCAUGAUGUCGAACCACUCAUAUGUGGUGUGAUCAAGGCCUCCAACAUCCUCAUCCGAGUCGAUUUCUCAGCGUGCCUCUCGAGCUACGAGACGCCGUAUCUUGUGCCUCCGGAAACGAUCGUCAAACGAAACCCGGGUCGAGUGGCGCCCGAGCUCAAGGGUCGUCACCCUAAGACGUUCACUCGAAAGUCCGACGUUUACAGCUUCGGGGUGCUCCUGUUGGAGCUGGUCACCGGGGAAAGGCCCUCGAUGACCAACCUGAGGGCGUACGUGUUCGAGAGGAAAGUGAAGUGGGGAUUGAGCAGUGUAUACGAUAAGAAAAUGGGUGAUCUGGUGAAUGAAAACUUGGCAGGGAUGAUUGAAAUUGCAAGGGCUUGCUUGUUGUGUAAGCCACAAGGUAGGCCUUCCAUGGAGGAUGUGGUCCGGAUGAUCAAAGCAUUGUGA
Messenger RNA from Hibiscus syriacus, 1125 nucleotides. RefSeq names its product probable inactive receptor kinase At2g26730. The transcript has 3 exons. Gene Ontology annotation, molecular function: protein kinase activity; ATP binding. The record is from RefSeq and is a predicted model, not a curated record. NCBI's taxonomy places the organism in Eukaryota, Viridiplantae, Streptophyta, Magnoliopsida, Malvales, Malvaceae. Bases 1 to 1125 code for a protein of 374 amino acids. Gene Ontology annotation, biological process: protein phosphorylation.